UUUAGUUCAUAAAAGACUGAACUUGAUCAUUUAUUUACAUGUGCUGAAUUAUCUGUUCAGAGCCAAUCACCACCGUUCAAAUUCUCAAUUCACGACGUCGCUCUUCCUCCCUCUGCAAAUUCCGACCACCGUGACCUCCAUGCAUGCAUGGCUUCUCUCCUUCCUUCAGUCCCCAACCCUCCCCUCCACCUUCCCCAUUCCAAACCCCAAAACCUCACAAACCUCACGCCCAAACAAUUCUCUCACAACCACUUCUCUUUGCUCUGCAAAGAUGGCCGAAUCCGCGAAGCCGUAGAUUCCCUCUCCGAAAUGCAAUGGCGGAACCUCCAGGCGGGCCCCGACGUUUACGGAACGCUCCUUCAGGGCUGCGUCUACGAGAGAGCCCUACCCCUCGGCAUUCAAAUCCACGCCCACCUCAUAAAAAAAGGUCCUUCCUUCUACCAGAACGAGUUCGUCGAAUCCAAGCUAAUCAUUCUCUACGCCAAAUGCGGCGCCUCCGACGUGGCAACGCGCCUCUUCCGCGAUGCCCAAAGCCAGAACGUCUUCUCCUGGGCGGCCAUUAUCGGGUUGCACACGCGAACGGGCCGUUGCGAAGAAGCGCUUUUGGGUUACAUAGAAAUGCAAAACCAAGGGUUCUUACCCGACAACUUCGUUGUGCCCAAUGUUUUGAAGGCUUGCGGGUUUCUUCGGUGGGUCGGAUUUGGUAAAGGGGUUCACGCGUUCGUCGUGAAGACACCGGGGUUAAGUGAAUGUGUUUAUGUUGCGACUAGUCUUGUGGACAUGUAUGGGAAGUGUGGGGCUUUGGAGGAUGCGGAGAGGGUGUUUGAUGGAAUGGCUGAGAGAAACGACGUUGCUUGGAACUCCAUGAUUGUGACCUACGCGCAAAACGGAAUGAAUGAGGAGGCGAUAGGGAUGUUUCGGGAGAUGAGGUUGCAAGGAGUGGAAGUAACUCCCGUUGCUUUGUCGGGUUUUUUUACGGCAUGUGCGAAUUUGGAGGCCGUUGGAGAAGGACGACAAGGGCAUGGCCUUGCUGUUGUGAGAGGGUUGGAGUUGGAUAACGUUUUGGGGAGUUCAAUUAUGAACUUCUAUUUCAAGGUUGGUUUGGUUGAGGAAGGUGAAGUGGUUUUUGGAGAAAUGGUGAUGAGAGAUAUGGUGGCGUGGAAUUUGGUUGUCUCGGGUUAUGUGCAGUAUGGGAUGGUUGGGAAGGCGCUUGAGAUGUGUGUUAUGAUGAGGGAACAGAAUUUGAGGUUUGACUGUGUUACAUUGUCUUCUUUGUUGGCUGUUGCUGCUGAUACAAGAGAUGUAGGAUUGGGCAUGAAGGCACACGGAUAUUGUGUUAAGAAUGAUUUUGAGUAUGAUGUGGUUGUCUCAAGUGGAAUCAUUGAUAUGUACGCGAAGUGUGGGAAGAUGGAUUGUGCAAGAAGAGUUUUCAGCUCUACCAGAAAGAAGGACAUUGUGUUGUGGAAUACGAUGUUGGCUGCUUGUGCUGAGCAGGGUCUGAGUGGGGAGGCCCUGAAAUUGUUCUUUCAAAUGCAGCUGGAGAGUGUGCCUCCAAAUGUGGUUUCUUGGAAUUCUGUGAUUUUUGGUUUCUUUAAGAAUGGUCAGGUUGCUGAAGCUAGAAAUGUGUUUGCGGAAAUGUGCUCCUCUGGUGUUACGCCUAAUUUGAUCACGUGGACGACGGUGAUGUCUGGUUUGGCCCAGAAUGGUCUUGGUUGUGAUGCUAUGAUGGUUCUCAGGGAGAUGCAGGAUGUGGGAAUCAGACCUAAUAACAUGAGCAUAACUUCUGCGCUCUCAGCCUGCACCAGUAUGGCAUUGUUGAAAUAUGGAAGGGCAAUUCAUGGGUACAUUAUGAGGCAUUAUAUGUUUCAGUCUCUUGAUAUCGCGACUACUAUGAUAGAUAUGUAUGCUAAAUGUGGAGCAUUGAAUGAUGCCAAGUACGUGUUCAGUAUGUGUUCAACAAAGGAGUUGUCUGUGUACAAUGCAAUGAUAUCUGCAUAUGCAUCUCAUGGUCAAGCUAGAGAAGCUCUUGCGCUUUUUAAAAAGUUGGGAAGAAAAAGAAUCGUGCCAGAUCACAUAACCUUUACCAGUGUGUUGUCUGCAUGCAGCCACGGGGGGUUGGUGAAGGAGGGCAUCGAGAUUUUCAAGUAUAUGGUCUCUGAUCUCAAGAUGUCACCGAGUCAGGAACAUUAUGGUUGUUUGAUCAAACUUUUUGCCAACGAUGGCCAGUUAGAUGAAGCUCUUAAGACUAUUUUGACAAUGCCAAGCCAUCCUGAUGCACAUAUAUUAGGAUCUCUGCUUGCGGCGUGUGGACAAAAUCAUGAUAUAGAACUAGCAGAUUAUAUAGCAAAAUGGUUGUUGAAAUUGGACCCGCAUAAUUCAGGGAAUUAUGUGGCUCUUUCAAAUGUAUAUGCAACUGUCGGAAAAUGGGAUGAAGUGUCAAAUAUAAGGAGAUUCAUGAAAGAAAAGGGUCUACGAAAGAUUCCUGGGUGUAGCUGGAUUCAAGUUGGCCAAGAACUACACUAUUUUAUUGCUGGCGAUAGAUCACACCCUAAAACAGAAGAGAUAUAUGUUACAUUGGAUUUGUUGGGAUUCGAAAUUCAUUAAGCAAAAUAAUCCCCUUAUGUACAAUACUGAGCCAGCAUCAUCGUGACUAAUAAUUUAGCAAAAUCACAUUCAGGAAAGAAACUAAUAUCUUCAGCAAAAUCAUUGUAACAAGAAUUAAAAUAAUU
Vigna unguiculata (cowpea) is the source of this 2729-nucleotide messenger RNA. It is a transcript of the gene CRR21, whose product is annotated as Tetratricopeptide repeat (TPR)-like superfamily protein. Gene Ontology annotation, molecular function: RNA binding; protein binding. NCBI's taxonomy places the organism in Eukaryota, Viridiplantae, Streptophyta, Magnoliopsida, Fabales, Fabaceae. The record is from RefSeq and is a predicted model, not a curated record. Gene Ontology annotation, biological process: RNA modification.